GUGAGUAGCAAUCGCUUUGAAAAACGGUCAAGUCAUUUUGUGCAUUAAAUAAUUUCAAUAUCCUUUUUAGAAAGUUAAAACAAUGACAACGAGGUACGACAGAGCUAUAACGGUAUUUUCACCGGAUGGGCAUUUGCUCCAGGUGGAAUAUGCUCAAGAAGCUGUAAGGAAAGGAUCUACAGCGGUUGGCGUGCGCGGUAACGAUGUAGUUGUUUUAGGAGUUGAAAAGAAAUCUAUUGCAAAAUUACAAGAAGAACGCACUGUUCGCAAAAUAUGUCUUCUAGAUGAGCAUGUUGUAAUGGCGUUUGCUGGUUUGACUGCAGAUGCCAGAGUUCUAAUAAAUCAAGCACAAGUUGAAUGUCAAAGCCACAGAUUAACCGUAGAGGACCCUGUUACAUUGGAAUAUAUAACUAGGUAUAUUGCAGGUUUAAAACAAAAAUAUACUCAAAGUAAUGGUAGAAGACCCUUUGGAAUAUCGUGUCUUAUAGCUGGGUUUGAUUACGACGGGAUUCCACAUUUGUAUCAAACAGAACCAUCUGGCAUUUACUAUGAAUGGAAGGCAAACGCGACAGGUAGAAGCGCCAAAACGGUACAUGAAUUUUUACAAAAACAUUACACCGUGGAUGAAGUGGCCACAGAAAAGGGUACUAUAAAAUUGGCUAUUAAAGCUUUACUGGAAGUAGUGCAGUCUGGGCAAAAAAAUUUAGAAAUCGCGGUAAUGCGACGCGGUCAGCCUCUACAGAUGCUAGAUGCAGAUACCGUCGAAGAAUAUGUCACAGAAAUUGAGAAAGAGAAAGAAGCAGAAGCUGAAAAGAAGAAGCAGAAAAAGUGAUGUGUUUGUAUCGAGUUGCACUUUUAUUAUUCAUUUAUUAAUGUUUCGUAUAAAAUAAAUAUACAACGUAUAGGUAAAGAUAAUAAAUAAAAUUGUCAAAUUCCUUUUAUUUAUACUUUACUGCCGUGUCCAUAGAAAGUAUAUGUACAUUUACGUAUAUUUUUAAAUAAAUGAUUUAAAAUUCAAA
Molecule: messenger RNA, 1019 nt
Organism: Colletes gigas
Lineage: Eukaryota; Metazoa; Arthropoda; Insecta; Hymenoptera; Colletidae
Gene: Prosalpha4
Product: proteasome subunit alpha type-7
Exons: 6
Coding region: 83-832 (249 amino acids)
Biological process (GO): ubiquitin-dependent protein catabolic process
Cellular component (GO): proteasome core complex, alpha-subunit complex; nucleus; proteasome core complex
Source: RefSeq, a predicted model, not a curated record